UUUGUAGUUGACAGCCGACACGACAUAUUGAAUUAUUUUUUCACAAAAAGUGACCCUAGGCUGAAAGGUAUUCGAUUUUAUAAUUUCAACUCCAAAUAAAUUUUGGGAAAUCGUUAUAUCAUGCAGGGAAUAGGCUUAAACAGCUUGAAAAAAAAUCCAGCGCUCAUCCCGCUGUACGUAUGUGUUGGGGCAGGAGCGAUUGGAGCAGUGUAUUAUACUUUGAGAUUGGCUACACGUAAUCCAGAUGUAACAUGGAGUCGCAAGAACAACCCAGAACCAUGGCAACAUUACCGUGAUAAGCAAUAUAAGUUCUAUUCUCCAAUCAGAGACUAUUCAAAAACUGAAAGUCCCGCACCAAAAUAUGAAGAAUAAAAAGUGAUUGAGAAAUUUUAUUCCUAUUAUAUUCUACAUACAGUAGUAAAUUAUUAGUCCAAGCUUAAAAGUGUUAAAUUCUGAAAUUAAACAAAAAAAAAAUGUAUUAAGACCAUCAUUUUUUUUUAAUUGUAAUUAAACGUCAUUAAUUAAUUAUAUAAAAUAAUUUUAAAAAUUAAAAAAUUGUAUUAGAAACUAUAGGUAUAUAAAAACUAUUAAUUACAGACAGAAAAUAAGGA
This is a messenger RNA of Condylostylus longicornis, 611 nucleotides long. It is a transcript of the gene ND-MLRQ, whose product is annotated as cytochrome c oxidase subunit NDUFA4. The transcript is spliced from 3 exons. Lineage: Eukaryota; Metazoa; Arthropoda; Insecta; Diptera; Dolichopodidae. Bases 121 to 372 code for a protein of 83 amino acids. The record is from RefSeq and is a predicted model, not a curated record.